GAUACAUUGGGUGACGGCCUAAACACCACGGCUAACAUCACAUGCUCAUCCUCAGCUCAACCAACUGAUCCUCGUCCAUCAGCUUCCCACAGCGAGUCCAGAGUGUAUAUCCCCAGACUACCACCGCCUGGAGUCUACAGUGCACGCGACCCAUCGCCCUGUUCAGCUGCCCGUACCCUCCAUUUCAAACCCCGCAGCGAUGCAAGCCUUACCGGAGUCUCGUCAACAGACUUUCGAGGAGAUCUACGGCCCUCCAGAAAACUUCCUCGAGAUUGAGGUGAAAAAUCCACAAACCCACGGUUCUUCUCCCCGUAACAUGUACACUUCUUAUGAAAUCCACACUCGCACGAACAUUCCCGCCUUCAAACUGCGUCACUCGGUCGUCCGCCGCAGGUACUCUGAUUUCGAGUACUUUCGAGACAUCCUGGAGCGAGAAAGUGCCAGAGUCACCAUUCCUCCGUUGCCGGGGAAGGUGUUCACGAACAGAUUCUCCGACGACGUGAUUGAGCACAGGAGAGAAGGACUUCAGAGGUUCCUACAGAUAGUGGUCGGACAUCCGCUUUUGCAAACCGGGAGCAAGGUUCUCGGAGCGUUCAUACAAGAUCCGAAUUGGGACCGCAAUGCUUGGUGAAAAGACCAUCCACAACCACAAUAAAAAAUUGCCAAGAGAAAUGACAAGACCAGAAUGACCAACGAGAUGAUGAGCAAAAUGACCACUCGAAGCGAGGCUUUCUGCGGGCAAAUCUUUGCAGGCAUUAUUCGACCCUGUAUACUUGGGUAUUCCCUUUGAGCAUACGCAUGAAGGAGCGGGGUGCACAUGGAGUACUGGUGACGGCGCACAGUCUCGGGACCUUCGCAGCAAACUUGAGCGAGUUGGUUGGGUUGGAAUACAAACGAAUAAACCAGUUCUGAGCCUCCCCUAGGACAACAAGGAACCUCGCCGCAAGUCUGAAACUACAUGGACGUUCUUGCGAGUGUCUGGCAAGUUUGAGGGGCGUUGAAACGUGAUGUGCGUUGCCGUUAUAUCAAAAAAACACAAGGCUGUGUAAGCAUUGCCGAGCAAGAAACCGGAGCAUAAAGAAGACUGACCGUGCACGCAUCCUUCAGCCGACGUUCGCUAACAGCAAAUGCCGACAUAGUACACAUGCCUUUACACGUUCUGUUCUAUUCCUCUGUACUGCUCUUCUCUCUCUCCUUGGAUGAACGCGAGUUUUCCAUCUAGGCCCGCCUGUCGACUGUCCUACGACACCGCGGUGCCAAAAUAUCGACAUCAGAAAGGAAAUAUAUUGCCCCUCUCUACAGCCCUAUAGAUGUUCAUUACCUAGAUACAGACGUAUUUCCAGCCGAAGCCGUUUGUUCCACAGCCAAAUGUCC
This is a messenger RNA of Cladophialophora immunda, 1374 nucleotides long. RefSeq names its product sorting nexin-3. Gene Ontology annotation, biological process: endocytic recycling; late endosome to Golgi transport. Gene Ontology annotation, molecular function: phosphatidylinositol-3-phosphate binding. Bases 200 to 631 code for a protein of 143 amino acids. Lineage: Eukaryota; Fungi; Ascomycota; Eurotiomycetes; Chaetothyriales; Herpotrichiellaceae. Gene Ontology annotation, cellular component: retromer complex; early endosome membrane. The transcript has 3 exons. The record is from RefSeq and is a predicted model, not a curated record.